Hansenula ciferrii is the source of this 1971-nucleotide messenger RNA. It is a transcript of the gene PTR3, whose product is annotated as Ptr3p. NCBI's taxonomy places the organism in Eukaryota, Fungi, Ascomycota, Saccharomycetes, Phaffomycetales, Wickerhamomycetaceae. The transcript has a single exon. Bases 1 to 1971 code for a protein of 656 amino acids. The record is from RefSeq and is a predicted model, not a curated record. Gene Ontology annotation, molecular function: protein binding.
AUGUCAGAAGAUCAAAUAGACACAUUUGAAGCUUUGAAGGAUUCAAUCAAUCAAUCAUUGACACACCUAAAUUCAAUAGACCAUGAGGGGAAUUUACAUUACAACAUCAUUUCAGAUCCUUUUAUGCUACGAUGUGGUUGUAUAAUAUCAGAAAAACUUGCCAUAUCAUUAGCUCAAGAUACAGAAUUUGAAUGUCCAAUAUGUCACAUUCCAACUACAUUUGGUCAUGAAAUUAAACCAUUGAAAAACCUUUAUAAUGUUUUAUAUCCUCAAAUUUCAUCACAAGAAGAGAAUAUAUCAGACAAGAAAGAAUCUCUACUAUCACUUUUCUAUUCUGUUGCUAAUAAAAUUAAUGAAAAUCCAGUACCCAAGAUUUCAAAAGAAUCUCAUGAACAACAACAACACCUCAAAAAUAUACACAACUUGGGACAACUGAACCUUAAAACCUCUUCAGAAACAUCAUCCCUUAAUGAAACAUUACCAAUAACAACUUCAAAUAUUAGAAAAUUUUCAUCAACAUCUUCAAUUUCAGUACCAGCAUCAACACAAUCAUCAUCAAUAAUACCUUCAUUACAACCACAAACAUUUUCAUCACCAUCAUCAUCACCACCAUCACAUACAACUUCUAACUCUCAAACAUCUUCAAUGAAGAAUCUACCGUCUACAUCAACAAAUUUACCUGAAACUCAUGAACAAAAAGAAUAUUUAUUUGUUAAAUGUUUCCCAACUUAUAGACAAAGAUUUCAGUACAAUACACAUUCAAAAUUCUUGAAAACUAAAUCCAAAAAUUUCAUUAAUAAUUCAAUAUCACCAAGUUGUAAGUUUUUUGCAUUAAUUCAACCUAAAAAAUGGGAAGUUUGGGAAAUUUCAUCAGAUUCCAAAAAACCACCAAUUUUAUAUUGUUGUGGUAAGACAACAGGUGAAUAUGGUUUAAAUUUUGAAAAUUUAUCCAAACCAAAUCCAAAUGAAAUCUUAGGAGGUCAGGCAAAAGAAUUUGAUGAAUUAACAUUAAAGAAAAAACUUAAUGAUUGGGAACAAUUUUAUUGUUCAUUAUCUGAUGAUUUUUUAGUUAUAUCAGGUACUGGUGGUAUUUUACGUAUUAUUGAUUUAAGGAAAAAUGGGAAACCAAUUUAUUUAUAUAUUUCAAAUUUCCCAAUUAGAUGUUUAGAAUUAUCUUCAAAUUCUAAAUUAAUAGCAUAUGGUAUAACUGGGAAAGAUAGAAUAACAGGUAGUGAACAAGCAUUAGUUGUAUUACACAAACUAAGUUUUAAUGAAAAUGAAGAUGAUUCAAAUGAUGAUGAUCAAAAUUUUCAAGAUGAUCCAAUAACUAUAACAUUCCCAUAUAGAGAUCCAAUAAAUCAAUUAAGUUUUUCAAAUGAUUCAAAUUAUUUAUCAGUUUCCACGGCAUUAGAAUCAAGAUUUUUAACAAUUUGGGUUAAAAAUUAUACAGAACCUAAAUUAGUUAUGAAAUCUUUAAGAAAUAUAGAUACUUCAUUAGAAAGUGAAGGUAUUACAGAUGUUCGAUUGUUUCCAGAUAAUCAACAUAUGAUUAUAACAUCAUCUUCAUUUAAUGCAGCACCAAUAAUUAUUGAUAAUAAUAUAUCAUCAAUAAAUGGAUUACAAACAGUUGCACAACCUAAAUUAUUAUUAAAAUUAGAUGAAUUAGGUUCAUCAAUUCAUAAAAGUACAAUAUCACCAAGAAAUGAUACAAUUGCAAUUUUAGAUAGAAAUGGACGAAUUUAUUUAAUAUUUGCUACAAAGAUGGAUAUGGAAUCUAAAAGAAUUUUCAUUGUUGAUCAAGUUAGUAAUGCAUUUAGAAGAAGAGAAUGUGCUUCAAUUCAAUUUAGUAAAGAUGGUUAUAAAUUAUAUUGUCUUGAUAGGAAAGGUAUUUUAUAUAUUAAUGAUUUUGCAGCUGGUUUACCUCAUCAAUCUGAAAUUACAAGAUGUAAACCAUUAAUUUGGGGGAAUUAA